Molecule: messenger RNA, 315 nt
Organism: Peronospora matthiolae
Lineage: Eukaryota; Oomycota; Peronosporomycetes; Peronosporales; Peronosporaceae
Source: the annotation of a GenBank genome assembly
AUGUACGACUGGACGACAGCAGCGAACGGUGACGCAUCCGACGUGGCGGUGACGCGCCGGGAAAGGUCGUCACGCGCGUGCAGAGCCGGUCCAGCCAACGACCCUGGGUCGUAUUUGUACGACCACAUUUCCCAAAGUGUCGCACUCACGCUCAAGUCACAUGUGUCCAGUCCUUCAUUUCGGGCGCCCACCUUCGGCGGGACUUCUCCCUUGCGAAGGCCGAAGUUGGAAGGGUCUGCCUCAGGCUACACGUGCACAGCUACGAGACGACUAAGCUUUGAGUCUCAUUUGCUACCGACUAGAAGUGCAGACUGA